This is a messenger RNA of Ziziphus jujuba (common jujube), 2292 nucleotides long. RefSeq lists its product as uncharacterized. The transcript has a single exon. Lineage: Eukaryota; Viridiplantae; Streptophyta; Magnoliopsida; Rosales; Rhamnaceae. The record is from RefSeq and is a predicted model, not a curated record. Bases 1127 to 2263 code for a protein of 378 amino acids.
GUAAUGAAUGGUUUUUUAUUGCAGCUUCAUCAAUCACCAUCCUUUUACUUAAUAUGUACAGUACAAGACAUUAGGAAAACUAUAGGAUAACACGCUUAGUAGGAUUAUAUAUCUAUAUAUAUAUAUAUAUAUAUAUCCUAUGGAUAGAUGUCGUUCACCCAAAUCGCCUUUUUCUGUAACCUCUUAUCCCUAAAUUUUAUGGCUGUUUGUACUGUAUUUCUACAGCUGUUUGUACGCAUUUCUGUCCAAUAAAUUAAAGUUUUUUGGAGUCACGUAUUAAUUUUUAUCAAAAAUUAAAAUUUAAAAUAACAUGAUGAUAUAUCUUUAAGACUUUUAAUAUUCAAUUCAGAUGGAAUGAUUCUUCAAUAUUUUAUUCAAUUUCACUUAUAAAUUCCCCAUCAUAUUGAUUGUAACUAUUUCUAUUAUAUAUAUAUAUGAUGUGAAAAAUGAAAUGAAAAUCCCCCCAAUUAGAUUGUAAAAGAGAGAUGAUGGGCAGGAUUCAGUUUGUCUGUAAAUCCUCAAUCCCAGCAUCCACGCGUCCUUUUGUAUCCAACGAUUACUGAUUACAUUUAAACCAAAAAAGCCAAAACUCACGCCCACUCUCACCCACACAAUGUGGAACAGUCCACCAAUCAAACCUCACCAUUUUUCAAAUCUUGUAAACUGAAUCUGACGCGCCGAGUUGGCAAGUGUGGUGCGUGUGUGGGUGGGUAGGGUAGAAAUUUUCGAAAUGUUUGUUUCGUUGGCUUUUAACUGUUUCAAACCGAAUUCACAUGUUCUGUCCGAAUAACAAAUCACCACGUGUACUAAUUCUCGAACCUUUCUCUGACUCAGUAGGUCCCAUUUCUUUUUCCAUUUCGGUUGGAAGAAAAUUAUGCUUCAGCCCUCAAACAAAACCACGUGUCCUUUCUUUUUCCAGGGAGUGCUGGACAGAUUUAAUACUUUGAUUGGCUGACACGUAGGGCCAAUCACAGACAUCAAUUACACCGCCAAGAUACGCCCACUUUUUCUGUGGGUCCCAUUCUUUUAUUAAAAAAAAAUUAAAAUCCAACCAAUCAGCUUCUAACACUGUUAGAUUGUGCCCUAGACACGUGGUGUUUGCCAACCCAGCCACUGAGCUUCCGCUAUGAUUAUCGCUCUCCGGGGAACCAAAAAAAAAAAAAACUUCCACACAAAAAUACCAUCAGGAACUUUAGAGAGAGACAGACACCGAAAAAAAAAAAAAAAAAAAAAGGGAAAAAAGAGGAGGAAGAAAAACACAAAGAAAGUGAGAGCAUCUCGGCCGUACGGCUUGAUGGACGGUGGAAAUGGAUGGCACAUGGCUAGCUGUGGUCAUGAUAAUACGAUAAUCAAUAGGAUGAUGCUAAGAUUCCGGCCGAUCGCGCCGAAACCGGCCUCCGGAGGUUCUUUUCCCGAAGGAACUUCGCAGGAGAACAAGAACGGUUUACUUCCAGGGAAAAGAGUGAAAAGAAAGUACGUUAGGGUUAAAAAUAAUCCUAGGAGGAGGAAGAAUAAUACCACUACUACUACUAGUACAACUAGUCCUAGUAGAUCUUCUAACUCCUUAGAUCAUAACUCCAAAAAAGUAGGAUUGGACUCCGCUACUAUCACGCUUCAACUCAUGCCGGAAAACACUGACGGUCAAGAUAAGCCGUCUAGUGGAUCUAGGUUUGAUAAUCUUGAUCGUGCGGUUGCGAGCAUCCCUCUCCAGGAUAAUCCCAAACCACCACCGACGUUGUGGAUUAACAAUAUUAAUUUUAACAACAGCCACGUCCAGAUCAACGAUAACGGAAUCGUACAGCAUCGGACGGUGGAGAAGGCGGCAGUUCCGCCUAUAAUAGUGGAGUCGUGGGUGACGGUGGACUUCGUGACAGACACGUGCAUGGAAGUAGGAGUAGGAGCGUUAGGUAGUACGGACGUUGAGAGAAUAAAUAAUCUGGAUAAGGACACGUGUCCAGGGUUUGUAUCGGACGGCUCGGAUAGAGUGAAGUGGGUGAACGAAGCGUACAAGAAUAUGGUGAGGCAACAGGUUCCGGUGGGAAAAAGUUGGUUACCGCCGGAGACUAUGACGGUGUGGCUAAUCGUUACUAAAACCAAGUUGCCUAAUACGACGUCGUUUACUUGCCUAGUGAGUCUACGAUACUACUGGCUGGGAAAGGAAAAGUGUUUGAAAAUGGUUCCCUGUGAUGUGUGGAGGAUGGACUGUGGAGGGUUUGCAUGGAGGCUCGACGUCAAGGCUGCUCUAAGUUUGGGUCUAUCAUGACUAUAUAACUCGACUCUCUAAAUAUCAGG